AUGUAUUUUUCACUUUAUAAUUUCUACCUUCUUCAUUCUCUUUUUUUUCUUUUCUUAAAAAUAUAUUGGUUUCUUCUGUCUCUUUUCAAUUUUUUCUCUUUUUUCUCUCUGGCUAGCUUUUGUUUCUUCUGUCUCUCUUUUGAUCUUUGUUUCUUCUGUCUCUCUUUUGAUGUAUUUUUUCAUCUAAUUCUCUUCCUUUUCUCUCCUAAUAUAUUCUCUUCUUCAAAAUAUAUAGUCACUCUUUUCAAUUUCUUUUCUCUCUCUCUCUGGCUAGCUUUGUUUCUUCUGUCUCUCUUUUUGAUUUCUCUCUUUCUCUUGCACUAUCUUUUGACUUUUAAAAACCUCUCAUUGGUUUCUUCUGUCUCUCUUUCACUUUAUAAUUUCUACCUUCUUCAUUCUCUUUUUCUCUUCUUAGAAAUAUAUAGUCACUCUUUUCAAUUUCUUUUCUCUCUCUCUCUAGCUUUUGUUUCUUCUCUUUGUUUCUUCUUUCCUUCUCUUUCUCUUGCACUAUCUUUUGACUUUUUUAAAAACCUCUCAUUGGUUUCUUCUGUCUCUCUUUCACUUUAUAAUUUCUACCUUCUUCAUUCUCUCUUUUCUCUUCUUAGAAAAUAUAGUCACUCUUUUCAAUUUCUUUUCUCUCUCUCUCUGGCUAGCUUUGUUUCUUCUGUCUCUUUGAUGUAUUUUCAUCUAAUUCUCUUCCUUUUCUCUCCUAAUAUAUUCUCUCUUCUUCAGUUCCUUCUCUUUCUCUUGCAAUUAUCUUUUGACUUUUUAAAAAACCUCUCAUUGGUUUCUUCUUCACUCUUUUCAAUUUCUUUUUCUCUCUCUCUCUGGCUAGCUUUUGUUUCUUCUGUCUCUCUUUUGAUGUAUUUUUCAUCUAAUUUCUUCCUUUUCUCUCCUAAUAUAUUCUCUCUUCUUCAGUUUCCUUCUCUUUCUCUUGCACUAUCUUUUGACUUUUUAAAAACCUCUCAUUGGUUUCUUCUGUCUCUCUUUCACUUUAUAAUUUCUACCUUCUUCAUUCUCUUUUUUUCUUCUUAG
Acanthosepion pharaonis is the source of this 1035-nucleotide messenger RNA. The record is from the annotation of a GenBank genome assembly. Lineage: Eukaryota; Metazoa; Mollusca; Cephalopoda; Sepiida; Sepiidae.